This is a messenger RNA of Miscanthus lutarioriparius, 915 nucleotides long. The record is from the annotation of a GenBank genome assembly. NCBI's taxonomy places the organism in Eukaryota, Viridiplantae, Streptophyta, Magnoliopsida, Poales, Poaceae.
AUGGCGCCGCAGUCCCGCUUGCUGCCGCCGGCGUUGCAGAUGCUUCGCCGCUGCCGGUGCCGCGCCUCGCGCUCCCACUUCUCUACCGCGCCCACUCUCGUCUCGCCGCCAUCCAAGGCCGUGGUCUACGACGAUCACGGCCUGCCGGAGCAGGUGCUGAGGACGGUGGACGUGCCACCGGUGGAGGUCGGCGACCGCGACGUCUGCGUCAGGAUGCUGGCUGCCCCCAUCAACCCCUCGGACAUAAACCGCAUCGAGGGCGUCUACCCCGUCAGGCCCCCACUCCCCGCCGCCGUCGGAGGCUACGAGGGCGUCGGCCAGGUCCACGCCGUCGGCCCCGCCGUCACCGCCCCGCUCUCGCCCGGCGACUGGGUCAUACCAUCCCCUCCAUCGUUUGGGACCUGGCAGACGUACAUUGUCAAGCAUGAGAGCGUCUGGCACAAGGUCCGCAGCGAUGUACCCAUGGAGUACGCUGCCACCAUCACCGUCAACCCCUCGACCGCGCUCAGGAUGCUCCAAGACUUUGUAAAACUCAAUCCUGGUGAUGCUAUUGUUCAGAAUGGCGCUACCAGCAUUGUUGGCCAGUGUGUUAUUCAGCUCGCCAAAGUACAUGGAAUCCACACCAUCAACAUUAUAAGGGACAGGCCUGGGUCAGAGGAAGCAAAAAGCAAACUCAAACAACUUGGUGCAGAUGAGGUGUUCACAGAAUCUCAGCUAGACAUGAAGAAUGUCAAGAGCUUGCUGGGUGCUUUGCCGGAGCCUGCAUUAGGAUUUAACUGUGUUGGAGGAAAUGCUGCUUCUCUAAUACUCAAGCUUUUGAAGAUGGAGUCGAUUUCUUUUGGUGAGUUCAGCUUGGCUCUGGAGAAAGCCCUGGGUAAACAUGGAAGCCAGCCAAAGCAAGUUAUCAGGUUCUGA